AAUAAUGUUCGCCCAAGCUCUGCUGUGGUUGGUGAUAUGUGAUGUCAUCACGAUCGUGGUUAUGCUGCAGCGUGACCACAAAAUAGUGGGCCCAUCAGAUUUUCUAUUCCAAUCAUUGUCAGAUUGCGAUGGUGUGGAUUCCGUAGUACGUUUUGGUAUUACGCAGAAGAAAUAUAACCGAAGCACUAACGUUUUGGAAAUUAGCUUCGGAGCGCCGUAUGAUCUUGGGGACGACAUAGUUGUCGAACUUAAGGGCUCUCUAAAAAAAGACGGAGGCUACAAGCCCGGCGCGUACUACAUGAAGGACACACUUUGUAACCUACUGAAGAGUAUUGUGGGAGAUAUCGCGAACGAUAUUUUAUCGCAAGCGGGAAGCGAAGGAUGUCCAAUUCCUGCUGGGGACUACAUAGCCGAGCAGUACUACUUCGACAACAAGAAAUUCAACGUGCCGCAGGUUUUUGGUGACUACAGAAUGGAAGUGUUCGUGUACAAGGACGAGGUGUUGCAAAGUUGUUAUUUGGCGUACUAUGAACUUAAACAGAAAUGUGACUAAGUUACUGUAAACUUUAAACAUCAUCACAGUAUCAUUUCAUUAGGACGGACGACAGUAGAUCA
Ostrinia nubilalis (European corn borer) is the source of this 615-nucleotide messenger RNA. RefSeq lists its product as uncharacterized. NCBI's taxonomy places the organism in Eukaryota, Metazoa, Arthropoda, Insecta, Lepidoptera, Crambidae. The record is from RefSeq and is a predicted model, not a curated record. Bases 5 to 553 code for a protein of 182 amino acids. The transcript has 4 exons.